UCUAACACUACGAAAAACAAUCCACCUUCCAACUGCCAACUGCCGACUGUCGACAGAGCUCUUGAAACUUACAAUCCAAGAUUAACCACUUGAAACUCAACUCAAAUAUCAACAUGAAUCGCAACUUGUCUUUAAUUCUUUUGGCCGUCGCGUUGGUUUUGCUGGUCGUAACCACAAUGAUCGAUGCCGAGUGCCGCUGGUUGGACUGUCACGCACAUUCAUCUGGCGACUGGUGCAACAUACUUGGACCCGGUUGGAGAGUCAAAACUUGGCGUCGUUGUAACGGAUUGUUGGGAAAAUCCGAACAGUGCUGCAAAUAACGCAAUCACAUCAAUAGCUGAACUCAAUCUUUCUUUUUAAUACAUUUUGACUUUGUACCGAAGAUUUUUAGUAAGACGCGCUUACCAAGCUUACAUGUACCUAUUAUACUAUUAAUAACAAUCAUUGAAUUAUUAUUAUCGUGUCGAAAACAUUUAAUUUUUUUUUUUUUC
This is a messenger RNA of Melanaphis sacchari, 491 nucleotides long. RefSeq lists its product as uncharacterized. The record is from RefSeq and is a predicted model, not a curated record. The transcript is spliced from 2 exons. Lineage: Eukaryota; Metazoa; Arthropoda; Insecta; Hemiptera; Aphididae. The coding region runs from base 114 to 320 and encodes 68 amino acids.